Molecule: messenger RNA, 1278 nt
Organism: Metopolophium dirhodum (rose-grain aphid)
Lineage: Eukaryota; Metazoa; Arthropoda; Insecta; Hemiptera; Aphididae
Exons: 2
Coding region: 190-597 (135 amino acids)
Source: RefSeq, a predicted model, not a curated record
UAAACAUCAGUUCACAAAUUCUUAAAACCCGUCAGUGGUCAAUGUUUACCGAUUAGCAUUACUUACAUCGCAGUAAACGGUCGUUGCAUUGUGCCUAUAAUAAUUUCCCGAUAUUUUUCAAAAAUCGACAUACAAUACUCAAAUAUUUAUUGCUCAUUUGGAGGAUUUUUUGAGACAAUCUGCGGAAAAAUGAGUGUACUACGUCUGUCAAUCGUUUUUGCAGUAUUAACUUGCAUAUGGGCCCAAAAGCCGUUUUAUGCAUCCAGCAAUAAUCAGUAUCCAAGCGUCUUACCCCAAAAUCUACCACCAAGUAAUUCAGAUGUGGGGAACAGGAUUGGCGAAAACUCCACGCCUGACCCAUUCCUGGGUUCGGAAAAGCAGCCGAUAUACAACGUGGAAAAAGAACUGGUUGAUAGAAUAUCAAGCCAGUAUCCCAGAGACAAGCAACCGUUUUGGUAUGUGAAUGCUGCACAGCUGGACAGCAUCAGGUACCAACAGCAACCGGUGGUACAACCAGCUGUACAACCGGCCGUACAACCGACUGUACAACCGACGAGGCGUCAACUAGUAAACGUUCAACAACAACAGCGCAAUUGACAUUUUCCAUCAGGAAAAGCGUCACGAGAACGCUAUAUUAUUAUAAAAUAUUAUAUUCACCAUAUUAUUAUCACAAAUCUUAACGUCUCUGAACAUUAGAAAUUGAUUCAGGAAGUAGUUAAAUAUAAUAAUAAUAGGAUUAUAUUAUAUUGCCAAAAGAGUUUAUAACUUAUCUAGACAGUUAGGUUCUAUCGAUUCAUUUAUCAUUUAAUAAUGUAUGAUGAUUAAUGAAUUACAAAAAAUGAUUUCGAUUCUAGUGUAAUUUAAAAUAUUUACACCUAUCCAAAUACACAGUUUCGUCGAUCAUUUUUAACUAAGUAAAUAUAUGUUACUAACGUAAUUAGGUAAAUCGUUUUUUAAUUUAUGUGUUGUUUACAAUUUCAAAUAUACUAUGGAACUUAACUGAUAUACACUUUUAUUUUGAAAAUACAUUUUUAAAAGUGUUUAUUUCUCGUGAAAAAAUGUAAAAUUAUCAAAUUCAAAUAAGUAUUGCGACUUUGAUUAGCUAUAAUAUAUAUAAUAAAAUAAGACAUUAGUAAAUAGGAAUAAUGUCUAACAACUUUGUAUCAACGUCAUUGUAAAAGUAUUAUUUAAUAAUUUAUCUUUCUUGUAUACCUACCUACUAAAUAUAAUAUUUAGUAUUUAAUUUUUUUAUCUCAAGUAAUAAAUUAUAUUGUUUUA